UUAGUAUAGUUUUGUGCUCCUUUCUUAAAUCUUACAUUUUUGUCUUCAUUUGUUCCAACUACACAUGUCCUCACAGGUAAGCAUUAACGUUUUUUGUAUGCUUUUUUAAAAAUGGAUUUGAGUCAGGUAUAAGAGAAACAAAACAAACAAAACAAAGCAGCAUUUUCAGAGCAUAAAAGUUAGUUUCAUAUUCCCAAUAGGGGUUAUUUUCACCAUCUGCUAAAUAAUCUUGCACUUGAAAAAAUUCCAUUCAGUGGAUCUUUUUAAUCAGAAGGCUGUAAAUCUCUGAGCUUCAGGGAGCUGGGAUUGAAAUGUCAUCUCAGUUGUUGACUGAGACAGGAUCAAUCACAACCAAUGAGGAUUAUGUAUCCACUUAAAAAACCUACUGUGCCCAGACUGAACUCCCCAAUUUGCAGACCUCAUCUUGUCAUGUUCUUCACUGUGCUGAGCUGACUGUAUGAGGCUGGAGCCGCAAAUAAUCUCUCUCAUUUGUCUCUACUGUAAUGUUGCUGUACAUAUAGAAUGAAAGCAUGUUACUCAAAAUCAUGCAUGUCUGUCAGCUCUACUGCAGACCAGGAGUUGUGCUUGCUUGUUUGCUUAUUUUCUGAGAAAAUACUGUUUCUUUAAAAACACUAAAGGAUCUGCUAUGAACCCCAUCAUCUGCUCCUUGUCCAGCCUUUACCCUUAAUAGAAUUUCCUGUUAAAGAACCAAACCAUUUGUCAUGUUGGUGGUCUGACAAUUCAGGGAGUAAAUGUUGUGAGUGCAUCUCUUCCCUGCAUCACUCUCCUCCCUCCCCAGUCUCUCCUGUUGUGUGGGAUUGUUUUUGUGGUUUCUUUUUAUUAGCUACUAACACUUGUAAUUACUCUUGAUAGUGAGAGAGUUUGGUUAGACAAUAAAAUAAAACAGUUUUCUCCUGAAUUUUGCUUUGGCUGGUUCUCUAACAUUUACUGUAGCUAUUUUACUGGUAUUUCCAAUAUCAAAAUAACUUCCACAUUUUGUUCCUACAUCCUCUCCUGCUUUAUCAUUCUGUUACUAUUUAUUACAUUCAUUCUCAUCAGCGUGGUGGGCAGCAGAAGCCAUAUCUCAUUUCUCCGUUUCUUUUCAUAUUCAGAUUAGUACCAAAUUUUCCAAUCAUCUAUUCUUGUAUAAUACACAAAUUUUUCCUCACCUUCCACCUCUGCCUGUGCCUUAAAACUUACUUUGAUUCCUGUAACUUGUAACGUAUGACCUGUAACCUACUCUUUCCUAGCUGACUUGACACUUCAUUGUUUCCCUUCCUCUUAUCUAAACCCCUUAUACCUUUUUUGGCCAUCUUCGUGAACCAUAUAAUUCUGCAUCUUUGAAGCCCCCCACAAAUUCUCCUAGUCUAUCAACUCAAACUUGGUUAUAUUACAUUCAAACCGUCUCCCCCUGUAUGUACUUUCUGCUGUGUUCCUUAGUAUGCCAAUUUAGAAACUUUUUCCUAAAUUUUCUUCAGUUGCAUUUACCUCUCUCUGUGCAGUCUAUACAUAAAACUCUUUCAGAUUCACCAUACCGCUGCCCUCUCUUUUCUCUGAUUCAAAACUCUCUUCUGUUAGGAUCCCAAGACUCUGAGAUAGCAAUCUUGUCAAUUGUAUUCUGUGCUUAGUUACACUCAUGCAACGUCAGUAACUCAAUGGAAUUGAGUUUAGUGGCUUCACACAGGUAUAAGCAAGAGUAAGAUUUACUCCAGAUUGCUUAGAAAAGAUAGUGGGUGUUUGCUUCAAAGGUCCUUUUUUCUUCCAUGUAGAUCUAGUGCUUAAUGAUGGUGUCACUGCAAGAUGUCGUACAGUCUUUAAAGGCAAUUAUAAUGCAUAGUGCUUAGUUUCCUUUUCUGAGUAGCUAAGUUAAAAUCUUACCAAGUGAAAUGGUUAAGGAUUGCUGUGAUGGUGAGUGAGAUCUAAAGUUCUUUAAGAACCACUGUUGUAAUAAACCAGUGGUUCCACCUGGUACAUUCGCAGAAUGUGAGACACAUCUGAGGCUGUAAUGUCUCCUUUAAACAUGAUACCAAGUCUGUGUGAGUGUAUCAAAUACUUCAUUCACAUAAUGUUCGAUCAGUAAGUCCUUCAGACUUGAUAUCCUGCCAGUGGAGCUGCCACAAUUCAUGUAUUCAAAAACACUGUCCUUGAGAUCUUGUCUGUUCCUUUCUGCACAACCCAGUGUAUUAAAAGAAGUUUAUCUUUUUUGGGUAGGGAACAGUAUCCCACAGUUUUUAUGAAUUACUAGAUGCCAUCAUAGUUCUUUACUGAUGAUGUUCCCUGGUUGGAGUUAUAUAUUUUGAAGCACAGUUGUUUCCAAGAUUUAAUAAUGUGACAAUUUUUUCUUUUUUUUUUUUUUCCCCAAUAACAGAGCCAAGGAGAAAUUAAUGGCUGUUUAUGUCAGUCUCCUAGUCAAUUUGAUCUGACUUUUGCCUUAGCAAGGAUUACAGAUUUAGGAACUGAAUAAAUGAGGCAGUAACAAAUUUUAGAAACAUCAAAAAGGGUUUUAUUCUAUGAAACAAACCAAGAAAAGCGUACAUUAUUUUUCUAUUGCUUAAUUCUACCAGCUUUCUCCCUGUUACCCCAAUAAAUAGGAAUUUUGACUCGGAAAGGCCUGCAUGUAUGUCCUAAGAAAAUGUUUGCAUCCAAGAUUUAAUUUCUGCUGUCAUUUUCCAAGCUAAUCUCAGUGAGAAGAUUUGAAGAAUGAAUCCCUCAAGUUUUUCUUAACACACCUUUAGAACUACAGGCUACCAUAAGGAAAGCAACAGGAAGAAGACACUUUUUCCAAACAAAGGGCUUUUGAUGUGAUUUGUUCACAUUCUAUUUGCAAGCAUUGCCUCUCAUUUGGUUGAAUCACUCUUGAUGUACACAGGAGAAUCCAGUUUACAGUACCUUUGUCUAAUGAAUUAUCAGUACACGCCAUUGCCAUUUUGCUAAUCAAAAGGGUUUUAACCACUCUGGCCUAAAAGUAAAGAAUACUUUUAUUACUGUACUAUACCAUAAAUUGCAUCACUGAAAAUGCUGUACAGAUCUUUUUAUUUUAUGCAGUGGAGUGGGAUCAUUGAAAGCUAGAGGUUUGGGCAUAGACAGCAUGAUGUUCUAUCACCUUUCGCUGUAGAAAAUGAAUGCUUCAUUAACAAGGCAAAAUUGCCACUAGGACUGACUGAACUACAUCUGAAAUUUCAGUCUGAAUCAUUCUGUCAAAAGACUUUCACCAAGGGGUGGGCAUGUUCUGGCAGUCCUUUCCCAGAUACUCAUUCAAUCCAGUGGGACUACGCAGAUAGCUCUCAUUUAUCUGAAUACAUGCUCUGCAUUUGUUCUGCACAGGCAGCUUUAGAAAUCAGUCUUAGAUGUAUAUGUAGAAUUUUUUGUUUGUUUGUUUAAAGCCAUAAUUGUUAGCAUGUUCAACUAAUCUGCCAUUUGCAAACUUCUGUUUGAAUUUCAUGCUUACGGUUUGGUUAUUUGACUUGAUCUGGUCUGUAAAGGUGUGGCUGUUGCUGUGUGAUGGGCUUUUUGCAGCAGUCAUUUGGUCUGGUGAAUCCACUUAGCAUAAAAUUCACUAUCUGAGCAGCUGCUUCUCCCUCAGUCCACCUUCGUCUAAUGACCCGUCCAUGUAGCAGUGUUCUGUGAAGGCCCUUCAGAAACAGCAGUCUCUCAGGGGAAAAAUCAUGAAAGUUAAAAAUUUUUCAAACCUUCUGCUGCAAGCCUUGUUGUUUCAAGCAUGCAAGACAUUAAUGGGCAUGACAAAAUUUUAGAAGGCAUCUGUAUGGAGGAGCACGGCCAAACAUUAUGUGAAUAGCAACAUUUGCAUAAAGUUUUGAGUGGAUAUGAAAGUCUCCAUUUUCUGUGGUCUCUGAUCCUCUGAGAUAUCCAGUUCAAACUGAGACAUAUCUAAGUUUGGAAACUCUGAGAAUGAAAGCUAAAACUUUUACUGUCUUCUAGGAUAUCUCCUAUCACAUUUCAAAAUGCAGUCUUCUGUAGCUUAACACCGUACAGUGACUGGUUACAGAUAGGCAAGAUAUUGGCACAGGUUGUAGACAAACCUCAGCAUAUUAGCACAGGAUGAUGGAAUGGAAAAUGGUACAUAAGUUUGGCUGAAUCUCCUACAAACCAGAUGAUUAAUUUAGCUCAUCCAGAACUACAUGUUAUUGUAGCUAGGUUGCUUCCAGUACCAGAUUUGUCUCGGUUAUAUCAACACUGCACUGCAGUUUCAAGUGUAGAUGUACUCGCUGUUGCAAAAUAUAUACACCACAAUUAAUGGGAAAUGCCCUUCAGGGUGCACUUUCUUGGGGUGCGCUUCCUGAGAGAGCCCUCCAGAAGCAGAGAAGGACAAAUACGAGCUCAGAAGUCCUGAAGGAAUACUCUAAUCAUUUAACUCUGGAGAAGAGACUAGAACCAGAUUUUAAUUCAAUUUCACAGAGAGCACCUUCUGUCAAGAAGCCAAGCCAAGGAAGAAGGUGUAUUUUAACUUUGCUACAGAUCAUGUAGUUUGUAUUUGCAGAGAUGUGAAAAAGUCAUAGAUUCACAGUGGAUGCUAUGCUGACUUUUGCACUGAUUAUUAAUGCAAUACUUGUAACUUUAUAAACUGUGAUCUAGUAGAUUAACAAACAGCACUAUGCUGUACUGGUGCGUCAAGCAUGGAGCUUUCCAUGGAAAAGUCAUAGCAUAAAUAAAAACUAGUGCUUCUUAGUUUCCAAAUAGAUAGUACAUUUCUAUAGUCCUUUUUUCCUAGAUCUUCAGUUCUUCGCAAAUUGUAUGCAUUCAGCGCAAUGGAAAUGAAGCCAUAGUGAAAUAUGUGUUAUCCGAUGUCUAGUAAAUAAGGUCACUUACCAACUCAUCUUUCUAGUAUCCUUUUUUGGAAAAAAGGCUUAUGUAGUAGAACAUGCAGAAGCCUCCUGUUCACUUGCUUAAGUAAAAACAGAGCAGAGGAGAUUCAUUAUUUAAAAUAUUUUAAAGAAAACUGUUAUUUAAAACUUCUGAUAUUUUAAGAUGCUCUUGGUUAUGUUUCUGUUCUAUCAAAUUUAUAUUUUUUUUUAGUUAGUAGAAGGCAAGAAAUGUUUUUCAUGUCCUUUAUUCCGUAAGCCUCAGCCAAGCUGCUCAUUUGUGAUACAGUAUAGAAAACCUGAUAUCCUUGGGAAUACUCACUGAAAAGCUGCUGUGUUGAUGUUGGGAUUUUUAUUACAUUAAGUGAAGUCCAGAACUUGUUAGUGUUCUAUUUUCUAGUUUUCUUGCCUUGUACUGUAUGUUGCAAAACACUUAAAACUAAAAUCCCCAUUCAUUAUUACCACUUAAGAAAAUACCAAUAUCUGGUCUCAGUUAUUAAUUUACACUAAACCAGGUAAAUAGGCAAGUAUAACGACUCUCUACAGAUUUUAUUGCAGCUUAAACAUUUAAAAUCCCCUUUUAUGUUCUUUCUAUCUGGUUUUGGGGGUUUUUAUUUUACAUUUUUUUUCUAAUUAGUUUAAUAGACAAGCUGUGUUUCUGAAUAUGUCUUGAUUACUUCCAAAAUUUCUGAAGCAAUGCUUUCUUUUAGUGGAUUUUGUAUUUUAAAUAUGCUCAACUGGCUCACUUCAAACAUUUUGAUGUAGUUUAGCUUUUCAUCUGUCACAGGUACAAAUUACAUAAAAAUGCUGUAGAUCUGCUCAGAACAAAGACAAUUUUAUACUCUCCACUGAGUUUGUCAGACUUGACCAGUGUAAUUCUUUUGGAUGAUGGAAAAUUUGGAAAGUCCAGGUUGUCCUUGCCCCAAAAUAGAAUUAGGCAACUCUUGCUGAAACACAUUUUCCGACUGCUUUACAGAUUCAUGUUGAUUACAUUUAACUUGAUUGGAUUAGCUGCCAUUGUGGCAAUAUAUUUCUAUCAGAAACACAUGUGAGGGUAUACUUAACUGAAUUUUGAUACAUGCUAUGGAUAAAUUGGCUGCUUGUUUCUACUCCUCUUAUCCAGUCUGAAGGGCAUCCCAGGCCUGAACAUGCUCCCAGAAGUAGCACUAGUCUCAGGGCAACCCCUGGUGACCAUGGUGCCUUCAGAAAUACCCAGAGGAUUUCACAUUUCAGCUUAUCCUCAGCAGAUUCCUGUGUACUUUAGGACUGAUGUAGGAUGGGAUGACAUAGACAUAUUUUUGCCCAUGUGGAGAAGAAUAGGCAUUUUUUGUGUUCCCUGCAAGUGAACCUUUGCAAGAAGUUCUUUUUCUUAGAAAAUGGAUGCCUGGCUCAGAGUAAAGGACAUGCAGUGCGCAAUCCCUAGCAGAAGGUGAAAAUGGAUGACGCCUACUGAUGCUUUUUGACAUCGUCUCCUCUUUUCCUGUUUGAGAUGGGUGAUACGAUCAUCAGGAAAAAGUUCUAAAAUAAGCCCGAGUGACCUCUUUGUCCCUUGACUCCUCUUUCUGCAAGUCUAAAAACCAUCAGAAGAAAUGACCAGUCAACUACCAGAAGAGUCUGUGGAGACCCAGAGCUCAGAUGAGCUUGAGUGCAAGAUCUGUUACAACCAUUAUAACCUGCGACAGAGAAAACCGAAAGUGCUGGAGUGUUGUCACAGAGUAUGUGCCAAAUGCCUUUGCAAGAUCAUAGACUUUGGUGAUUCCCCGCAAGGAGUCAUAGUAUGCCCGUUUUGCAGGUUUGAAACGUGCCUGCCAGACGAUGAGGUUAGUAGUCUUCCUGAUGACAACAACAUCCUUCUGAAUUUAGCUUGUGGGGGAAAGGGAAAGAAGUGCCUACCAGACAACCCAACAGAACUGUUGCUGACUCCCAAAAGGUUGGCGUCUCUGGUUAGCCCUUCUCACACCUCUUCUAAUUGCCUGGUUAUAACAAUCAUGGAAGUACAGAGAGAAAAUCCCCAGACUCUGAACUCAACCCCCGUGGUGGAAUUUUACAGGCCUACAAGUUUUGACUCUGUUGCGACCGUGUCCCACAACUGGACAGUGUGGAACUGCACAUCUUUGCUCUUCCAGACCUCAAUUCGGGUGCUAGUGUGGUUGCUAGGGUUGCUGUACUUUAGUUCCUUGCCUUUAGGGAUUUAUUUACUGGUAUCUAAGAAAGUCACCCUUGGGAUUGUCUUUGUAAGCCUUGUUCCUUCGAGCCUUGUUAUUCUCAUGGUUUAUGGCUUUUGCCAGUGUGUUUGCCAUGAAGUUCUAGACUGCAUGUCAUCUUGAUAACAAAUACAGUAAAAUAAGAUGUAUUGCCACAUGUGUAGCAUAGUUGAUUUAUCCUGUCUUUGUAUUCUUAUUUAUUCUUGCUGUUGUCCAUCCCACUAAAUGGAAGCAGCAGCCCUAGUUAUAUGGUCCUUUUUUUCUACUUGAUUUUAUUUUUCCCCUCCCUCCUUUUUUUAAGCUUAAUAAUGGAAAUAAAAUUUACAUGCUGUUUUUAAAAGGCCAAGCUGUAGAAAGGGAUAAAGCAAAAUUGCCAAACUUGGUGCCUGCUGCUGCUGCCACUAUUCAAAUGAGUAGCCCUUUGCUUUCCAUUGGCUUGAUCAUGUCAGUCAAGGCUGCAGGAUCCACCUUAGAAGAAACCGGUAUAACAGGCACCUUCCAGGUCAUAGUACAGCAUCUCUUCAUCCAAAGCAUCUCAGAUUUUUUUGCAUUCUGUGACACGAGGAAUCUUUUUUUUUCACCAUGCUAAAAACAUGUCUCCAAAACACUUUCCCCAAACAGAAGCCCACUUUACUUGUCAUAUAGUUGCAGCUCCCUCUGAGAUACUCCUGCUAAUGAGUACUUCCAGGGACCCAGCCACAUGUUUGCUCUUCUCUAGGUGCACUUAUUUCAGUGUGCAUACACCUUAGGCUUCCCUUUGAGGGUUCAGAGCUCUGCAGACUUCUCUAGCUAUUGUCUGUUAUGCUUACCCUCCCUCCCAGCAUCUCCACCACCACCCCAUAUUUCCAACCCAUUAGUCCUCCUAACAAAUUGCCUGACCAACUUCAUGCACAUCGACACUGGAGAAUUUGGCUUAUGUGUCUUUAGCUAUCAAGAUAGAUUUUUAUUCCUAACCAUUAGGAAAUGGACCUUCAAUCACCAAUACAAAUUUCAGAAAAAAUCUGAAAUGGUUAACUGGUGGGGGGGGUUGUUUGUUUGGGGUUUUUUGUAUGUUUGGGGUUUUUUGUUUGGUUGGUUUUUUCUUUCCGAAUGAGCAUUGUAAGGAGGUACUAAGGUUUCUGUUUAACGCAUAGUCCUUCAAAAUGUUUAAUACCCUGAACUCCCUCUGUCACCAUUGUGAGUUGAUGGCACUCUAGAUGUGGCAAUUAGCAUGUCUUGAUUAGUUGAGUUCAGAGGAAUUAUUGAUGAUUUACCAUUCCACAAAUAGAAUCAGGCCCUGUAAGGCUUGCUUGUAUGUUGCAUGGUUUAGGCUACUUUUUGAACUACUGGAAGAGCACAAAACUAAGAAAUAUUUAAUGUUUAUGUGUAUAAGUAGGUCUAGUCAACACCACAGCUGCAAACAUGUUUUCCUGUGCACAGCAGGGUAAAAACCAAGAUGGAGUUGAGCGGUGCAAGCAUGGGUUUGGGGUCAGGCACAAGAUUUAGUAAUUUCAAGGUAGUAUAAGAGAGAGAGGGGUUUGUUGUGUGAAGACUGAAUAUAUGGCCUAACAAUAUAUUCUUAGAACAAACUGACUUUGGUAAGAACAAAAAAUGCCAAUGGGAAAAGCAGAACGUAAAUGGUCGUUGUGUCUGUCGAGGAUUUGAAGUCAAGCUGGUCCAGUUUUCAUAGAUGGCGCAGGUGGUAUCUACGGUUUCAUUCCUAUUGCAAACGUAGGGAAAAAUGUGGAAAUGUAAAGGUCCUGCUUUUCUUGACACUCAUUUUAUAAUAGCGCAUAUAUAUGUGUGUGUAUGUACAUAUAGACACAUAUGUAAGAUGAAAACUUAUAGUGAAAUUAUAGUUUUCAAGUGUAUGGAGUUAUGGAGCUAUGUACUGAAUGAUUAAAGGAAAUGUUUCAGACUUUUCUGUAAUGACUUGUUAACAAUUAUAACUAAAAUAUUUUCAGAAUUCCUAGAAAUGACUAUUCCUAAGUAACUGUUUUUAAUGUUUGUGGUAAAGCACAUGUAGUUAGAAGAGGUAUCAUCUACGGUUCUGGUAUACUGCAAGGUUUGAGUCAUCUAUGAACUCAUAAAUUUUAAGUAUCCAACAACAAUCAUGUCAAAAAGCAAGAAAAAUAGAAACCUAUGUGUUUUUAUAGUACUUCAUAACUUUGGGAGAAGAUGUAUUUGUAGUGUUAGGGAUUUAUAUGUUUUAGGAUUUGUUCAAUUUGUCUGAAUAUAGUGUCUCUAAUAAAGGGCUGACUAAUAGAGGAAGUAGGUUUUGCAAAUGUGUGACAUAAAUGUAUUACUUCUGCACAACAUGUCUGCAGUGCUAUCUGUUGUCUUCCUUUUCAUUUUCAGUUGAUUAAGAUUAUUUUAGCUCUAGCACCAGGUGUUUUGUACUCUGUUUUAAAACAGAGGCUAAUCUUGGCAGGAUUACAGUGGCAUCCAUUACACAUCACAGCACAAAUAAAUACUCCUGUUAGUAUACUUCACUACUUUUAAGACUGCCACCCAGUUAAAUUUAUGCUGUUAUUUUGGGCUGUGUUGCAAUACUAAUCCACUCAAAAAUGCGAGCGUGCGAAAACAUAUUGAUUGUAUAGCUAUUCUGCCGCUCAGCUAGAGCACGUUAUUACAGCUUCAGUCUCAUAAAAUUCCUAUAUGACUUCUAAUAUGGCCAUUGAGAAUUGCUAGGAGGUCUAAAUAUCAAUUAUUUGCGGAGAAGAUAUUUGCUGUGUGACUGAGGCUAGAGGAACUUCAGAUACUACUCUUUCAUUAUUUUUAUUCUCCGCCAUCCUUAAGACUUAGAACUGAAAACUUUUGUGUCCUCUGCGGUGGAAUAACUCUGCUGAAGUCAGCGUAAAUGGGGCUAGAAUCAAGUCCCGCAUACCCACCUGCUUGUGUUUCCUUCCCUUUCUGUGACUUUUUUCUCUCCUUAGAGAGUAAUGGCUCCUGUGGUUGUAAAAUACUGCCUGCACACCAAGGCAAUUCCCUUGCAGUAGGAGACUAUUCCUGCUUUGCCCAGACAUGUGACUCAACCAGGUACAAAGUGUUAUAGAUUCAUUACCACAGAAUUAUUUUAGCCCAAAUGAGAUUUUUUUUGGUUUUAAUUCCUCCUUAUCCUGUGGAUACAGACUGUAUCCUCACCAGGUGCUGGGCUACAGUGUGAUAUAGUGGCAUCCCCUGAGGGCAGGGGCAGGAUGAUGCAGUUGUAGUUGCGGGGCACGACAUCAGGAAGGAUGUGCUGAGCUGGACCGUUCUCUGAGCAGGACCUAGUGAGGGAUGAAGCUCUCCUGCAAGUGUGGCCUGAGCCCGGAGCCUAAAAGGCAACUAACAGGGAGCGGGUUACGUGGAAAGCAAGGUCUGUGGGAUCAUAAACAGGACGUGGAGCCUCGGGGCUGGGGUGGGCUGGGGCUGAGAAGCUGUGCAAAGCAGAGAGGGGUCUAUGCCCGGCAUGAAGGGGCUGCAUUUUAAAUAAGGAGUUUGGGGUACAGCUGCAAACAGAGUUUAAUGUUUCUCAUACUGACCCUUCUGGGGUUUAAAAUUCAGUUGGUAAUUAAAAGCCAUUUGCUACUGCUACUGCAGUUGAGUAUUUUUACUUUCCAAAUGGCAAAGUAUUGAACUUUAUAAUUUAAAGAGAUCCUUAGAUUUGGGUGUAUUCCCUCUAUUAUGUUAACUAUUUAAAGCUACAGUCUUUCAAAGAGGUUUGAACAAAAUAAGGGCUGAUGUCUUUGGUAUAGCUGCAUUGUGAGCUUUGUCCUACUAUAUUGAUUAUAUGCCUGCAAAACUGUAUAUGCUAAUAUAAAACAGUAAAAAUAGGUGAACUCUUGUCCCGAUAACACUAUCGGCAAACUUCAGGGUUGCCAGCAUUUUACGAUGUGUCCAAGAAUAGACGCUUUUCCCAAUGGACUUUAUUACCUGAAGAUACAGAUGAGUCCAGCAGCACCUAGCCAAACAGACAAGUACAGUACAGGAAAGCAUAGCUUUCCAGCUGAAUGGCUACACAUCACUUCAACCAGAGGAAGGGGAACUGAGGAGGUUUACCAGAAGGUGGAUGAUGUUGUGUUUGAGGGAGUUCCUUGUUGUUAGGGUACAGAACCAUUGUUUUUCCUAAUUCUAACCAUUUCCAGGGUUUGAUUCAACAAACUUUUCCCCAUUUCUCUUCUGCCCCCUCUUCUGGGACAAGGCUGUGUGGAACUGUGGGUAAACAGUAUUUUUGAAAUGAAACAAGCUUUUCUAUAACGCUGAGUUUGCAGCUCAGUCCAGUAUAAGACUAAUACUGAAAAGAGGGCAAAUUGCAGCCAGGAUGCAAGAGUGAACAUCAAAAAAUAGCUUGAUGUCAAAGCAAGGAAAAUGUGGCUACAUCCUGCCUUUGUCUUGGCUAGUUUAAAACUAGUGAGAGUCUGUCCCAAGUCUGUGGACCACCAUGACUCAACGCCCUCCCCUGCAUUACCUCUGUGACAGCUCACUUGAGUUACGCAUCUUGAUUUCUUGUACAGCAGUUGUAUGUCCUGAUUUCAUCUUCCUGCAUGGGUGAUGGGUGUAGUGAAAGGUCCACAGUGUUCCACUCUUAAACUCAUUUUAACUCAUUUUAACUAUCCUAAUGUUUCUCAGUUGGUUUUUUGUGGGUUUUUUUCUGGAUUUCUUCCUAUUUCUACUAAAGCAAGACCAUGCACUUUAUUUUAGAGCAGUGCCUUCAAGGAUAAAAAAAAAUGGGGAGAAGAAGAAGAACUGAGAAUUUUGAAAUCAAUUUAAAUAUUCAAAGCGAUGGAAAGAGACUGUUCUUAGAGUCUACUUGUACUUUCAUACUAGCAGAUUAGAUGUCAUCCUUUGAGUGACAUCAGUAAGUAUUUAGUGCUAGAGAUUCCUCAGGCAGUUUGUAAGUCUGACAGACCUUAGGCACAAACUCCAUACUCCACUGCUUUUCUACAAAGCACCAUUCUGCCUUUUGCAUCAGCUCCCCUUGUCAAAAGUUGAACCGUCACAGUUUAUGAAGAGUUCUGGCACAGAGAAUAAAUCGCCGGUCUGGGGAUGGUAAAUCAUCUUUUUAGAGAUGUGUGUGGCAGUAGCAAAGCUUUCAGUGCUAGACCUUAAACAAAGAAAAGUCAUCUUGCAGUCUGAAUUGCUAGCAUAAAUUUCAUUUUAAAUCAAGUUUCAUUGUGUCAGGCAACACUACAAUUAAAAUUCUUUUUAUUGUAUUUCUGCCUCUUGUGUUAUACAAACGUGGUUUGCAUUUUAAAAAAUGUAUUAAAUCAUAGAAAUCAGCGAUGGGUAGAAAAAAGCCUAAUAAGUUGUUUUAUCCAUUUCCUCUGCCCCUGUAGAGAUGAAUACGUCGUCUGGUCUGGUUUUAAAUAUCUCAAGUGAUGAAGCCUUCAUGUCUUUUCAUGAGGGACUUUUCAGCCAUUUAAUAGGCAUCUUUGUUAGGAAAUAUUUUCUUCAUACUGAUCCUGAUUUUUUCUUUUGCAUAAUGUAAUCCCUUUAUUCUGUGCCCACUGUUUUAACUUUUAUGAAAUCUGGGAAAUGUAUCAUAUUUAUCCCUUUCAUAGUGUGGCUGAAUAAUUCAUACUCCUUGUUGUUCAAGUAAUGCAAGAGAUAAGCAACCAGUUGCUGAACAGCUAAUACUUCAUUGAGAUGGUAUGCCAUGUACUAGUAGACUUAUUUCCUGGCAAGUCCUGGCUGACACUUCUUUCUACAUUAGGGAGUGAAAAACAUCAAGGGAAACUGAAGAAGUACAUCUUCCCAAGCGUGUACGUGGCAAUAUUACUGAAAUUUCAAGAGGUGCUGAGGCAAACAGCCUACUUCUUUAGAUAGAGCUUUUCUUUCUAAAAGUGGAUGAUUUUAAUAAAAGUAUGCUUUUUAAAAAGUGAUUAAACAUCCUCUUCAUAAGCAAACAUCUAUGUGAGAACCACACUAUGUCAAAACUCUUAACUUGUUGAGAGACAAGGCUGGAUUGAUUGCCACUCGCUGCAGAGCAGUUUUUGCUGACAGCUCAGAAAAAAAAAUUAAUCCAGUGUUAAGGAGAAGAGUUUGAAAAGAUGCCUUUGCAACUGUGUCGCUGGAAUCUGAUCUGUGCAUGAAAAAGUGACACAUGUCUUGACAGCAGAAACAAUGCAUUGCGGAUUUAAUUACAACAUAUUAGAUAAUCCUCUGCCUAUCUCAAAUGACAAGAAGGAACAGUGCAACUGAGGAAACCCUAGGUGGACAGAUGGGCUUCGUAUGGUUUUGCAUUUAAAAGGUACUUACUUAAAAUGUGGUACUAUAUAAGAGGACGCUGAGCCUGGGUCAGGUGGAUGGUCUGCUGGUUCAAGAAGGGUCUCUCGGUAACUGGCUGGUGGUGGAUGCAUGUCAAAAAAAAUAGCUGAGCAGCCCACGUGGACAGUGAACUUCCAAUAUACCUCCUCAUUUAUGGCAGUCUGCAGUUUGGAGACCUCUUGAGGUGGAGGUUCUAUCUGUAUCUGUGGCUUUGAUUCUUGCCUGUGGAUUUCUGUGAAUUCCUUUAAAUGGUGUUUUUAACCCGUCUAUAGUCUUGGCAUCCAUAAAAUUCUGCAGCAGUGAGUUCCAUAAUUUAAUUAUAUACUUUGUGGAAAAGGUCGGCUUUGUCUUAAAAACUCCUAAGAUACUAGUUAUGUAUCCCCUACUUUUUCUGAUAGGAAAAGCAGUUCUGAGGUGUGAUUGCACAUUGUUUCUUUCCUCCACGCUUCUCAGAACUUCAUCGGUCUCUAGAAAUAUUAACGUCAUGAUUUUAUCCCUCAUACUUCUCCUUGGCUGCCUCUUUUCCAAGCUAAAGAUCCUAGUGGAUUUUUUUCUCUCCUUAGAUAGCAGCCUUUCCACGCUUGACACAGUCUAUUGCACUUUCCUGAACCUUUUCUACUGCUACUUCUUUUUUGCUUUGAGGUGCAGCAAAGCAAUCAGAAAUAGGUUCUAAUUAGUGUCAUUUCUUAAUAAGUUGUGUGACCAUGUAAGACAUCUGUACUCCCACGGCUGCUGAAAUCACUUUGUCAUUGAUGUGAUUCCUGACGGUGCAUCUGAGGUGUCACACCUGACUAUUGUUAGUUUAUAUAUCAUGCAUAAUAUGGAAGGCAACAACAUGUGCAUUGAUGAACUUGCUAACAUGUUUAUCCCAUGCGUUCUGUUUAAAUAGCCCAGUUCACACGGGUGCAGGAAAUGGUAGAUUCCAGGAGAAUAUUUCAUUUAAUAUUGCCAUAGACUGUACAGACUUUAGCUCUGUAAAACACAUGGCCUGACAUUGCUGGACUGAGUAGCUGCUCCUCAGCAACCGCUGUAAGACGCCUUCUCUCUCUGCCACAGCGAUGUGCCUACCUCACCCACUUGCUGCAGCCAUCCCAAACUACAGCCUAGAGCUUUUCAUUGCAAGAAUACUCUUUUUUUUUUUUUUUUACCUCUUUUACUUAAUCUUUUAAUUCCUCACAGCUUGUGGCCUUUUUCAUGUUCUCCUUUCUUCAUUCCAAGGAAAGGAGAUGCUGGCAGAUGAUGAUGAUGAUGAUAAUGAUAAUAAUAAUAAUAAUAAUGCUGUUUAGAGGGUGAGCCCAUUACAUUUAGUCUUUCAUAUUGCCAGUUAGGGCAGAAGUUAGGAGGUCUCUGCCUUCAGCUCCCAGGGCUGUAAGCUGGGGGCUCAGCACUUUGCUGUCCUGGGCCCCAAGGAGGGCUGUCCUUGCAGCCUCUGGAGGACUUCUUCACAUGGAUGCUCUUUACAUCGAUGUUCCAUCUUUAUUCUUGCUUUUACUUAGAAAAACUGAGUGACUGUAAAAAAUUAUUAUUAUUCCAUUAAAACUAGAUAGGGCUCAUUUUCUCUCAGCAAAGAAUAAAAUUCUGAGGAAACUCAGGAAUUUUGUGGCGCUUUCAGGGUCAGCUGCAAAUCUCUGAUUACUUUGUUUGUUUUGGUAAUGAAACACCAAUAGCUAAAUAAAACCAGGUCAGUGAGGCUGUACAAAUCAUGCAGGUAAUUAAUGAAAUUUCACAAGUAGAUUCCGAAAGUGUGAAAAAAAAGGUUAAUUAAAAAAAGAAAAAAGAGACUUAAUUAUGCAAUAGGGCUUGGGUGGAGAGGGCAAACAGCUGGAUGUGACUUAACAAAAGAUUGUAGAAAUAAUGCUCAAAGACAGGUAGAAUGUGAAAAAUAUGUGUGCAAGCUCCAGUGAAUUAUCAAUACGCUGCAGUGUGUAAUUCUUGAUCCAUUAAUCUGAAAAAAAGACUCAAAAGGUUUAAUGAUAUAUUGCUUUACUUUAUACUUUGGCUCCUAAAAUCCACUGGUUUUAAAUUCCAGAUCAGCUUGAGGCUUACCAAUGUAACGUGAGUUUUAUGAGAGGAGUUUGACUGCUGUAACUUUGCCUUCUAUAGUUGUCUUUUUUAGUUUUAUGAAGAAAAGUCAUAGUGUGGAGAUUUCUUUUUGUUUGUUUUUAUUUCAGGAGUGGAACAAUGAAAUACAAUGUAAUCUUGCAGACACGGAAACUAUAACAUGGUAGCAAAUGGCAAAAGUAUAACUAUUCCUAUCUUAAAUAAGGAAGUACUAAUGUAUAAGCAAUUGUUUCACUCAA
Messenger RNA from Grus americana (Whooping crane), 15552 nucleotides. It is a transcript of the gene RNF182, whose product is annotated as ring finger protein 182. Bases 6410 to 7147 code for a protein of 245 amino acids. The record is from RefSeq and is a predicted model, not a curated record. Lineage: Eukaryota; Metazoa; Chordata; Aves; Gruiformes; Gruidae. The transcript is spliced from 3 exons.